CAAUUCUAUUUAAUCGUCUGCAGCUUUGACCACAGAGCCUUCCGCUGGAUGAUGACGAUGGUGUUUGCAGUGGAGGAAAUAAAUCGUAAUUCUAGCUUGUUACCAGGUGUUAAACUGGGCUAUAGGAUUAUGGACAGCUGUGACCAGGUCCACACCAGCCUAAAGGCUAUUUUGUCUUUAGUCAGUCCAUCUAAAGCUGUGAUGAGUGAGAUUAAACAAAUAAAAGAAAAUGCAAAAAUACUCGAUAAAUCAAGGGACAGGAUUACUGGAUCGAAGGGGGUGAAAAGAGAAGAAAAUACGAUAAAGGAACGCACUCAAAGUAUAGUGAAAAAUGAAGGCUCGGAAAUUCUUGGAGAAAUGACUCACGGUCUUGAAAAUUCUGGAAAUAAUGAAAAGGAAACAGGGGAGACAACAGAUAGAAAUAAACAAUCACCAUCCUUACCUUCAUGUCUGGCUGAUUCUCCUGUGUCAGCUGUGGUUGGUCUUGCAUCAUCUUCCCCCACAAGAGCUGUGGCUCACACCCUUGGCCCAUUCAACCUGCCACUGGUGAGUUAUUUUGCUACUUGCACAUGUCUUAGCGACAAGCACAUGUACCCGUCAUUCUUGCGGACUGUGCCGAGUGACAUAUUUCAAGUUAAAGGCCUUGUCCAGCUAGUGACCUUCUUGGGCUGGUUCUGGGUGGGCACAAUAGGGACCACGGAUGACUACAGUCAAUAUGGUAUCCAAGAAUUUUCCAACCAGUUUCGACAACAAGGUGGGUGUGUGGCAUUUCAUCUGACCAUCCCGAAAACACCCACAGCUGCUGAGACACAAGAAAUGGCCGACAGGCUGCAGGGUUCUACCGCUGUGGUAGUGGUGGUGUUUGCAACGGAGGGACAACUUAUGGACCUGGUCUUAGAGCUGGCUAAAAGAAAUGUGACAGGAAUCCAGUGGAUAGCUAGUGAAGCCUGGGUAACCGCACGCCUGCUGACCUCACCCCGCUUCCACCCUCUCCUGGAGGGCACGCUGGGCUUCUCCUUCCCUGGAGUCCGGAUCCCCGCCUUGAAAGAGUUUCUGUUAAAUCUGCGCCCUUCUCCCGAAUCUGGGAUGGAAUUUGUCAACAUGUUCUGGGAAGAGCUGUUCAGCUGCAGGCUAAAGUUUAGUGGAAACAAGUCUGAAGAAAAUGAAGCAGAUACCAUAGAUAACUUUAUGGGAUUGGAUGCUUUUGAUGACAAAAAGGACUCUCAUCCUGCGUCCUUGGUCAGGCCUCUUGUAGGAAAGCACAGCAAGUUCGAGGGAUCAGCUGCUGAAAACUACAGCCGUGCUGCUGAAAAGCCUGUUUGCACCGGUUCAGAGGAUCUGAGUUACAUUCACAGCACUUUUACUGAUGUAUCUCGGGUCAGAGUAUCCUAUAAUGUUUAUAAAGCUGUGUACGCCAUUGCCCAUGCUCUUCACACUUUAUUAAACUGUGAUUCCGCCAAAAAUUACGGAAUGUGUGAAAAUCAUAAAUCAUUCACUUCUGGCCAGUUACUGCAUCAUCUGAAGACAGUGAAUUUCACCAACCAGUUUGAGGAGAGUUUUUUUUUUUACCCCAACGGAGAGCCGGUCCCUCUCUAUGACAUCAUUAACUGGCAGAAGGACAGCGAGGGUGAAAUUAGAUUUAUAAAAGUGGGAAGCUAUGAUGGUUCUGCUCCAUUGAAAAAACAAUUGCAGCUAGAGCACAGCACCAUUGUGUGGACAAGAGGACAGUCUCAGGCGCCCGCGUCUCAGUGUAGUUCUCCAUGCUCCCCUGGCAGCAGACAGGCCAGACGUCCAGCAGAGCCGCCCUGCUGCUUUGAUUGUUUGCCCUGUGCAGAAGGAGAAAUCAGCAACCAGACUGGUUCCACUGAGUGCACAAAAUGUGCUGAAUACUACUGGCCAGACAAAGACAAUGUGAAAUGCGUGGCUGGGGUCGAAGAAUUCCUGUCCUUCCACGACAUCAUGGGCAUCAUCCUGGUCACACUCACCCUGCUGGGCGUCGUCCUGACAACCUUUGUAACGGCUGUCUUUCAACGGUUCCGCUCCACCCCGAUCGUCAGGGCAAACAACUCAGAAAUAAGUUUCCUGCUUCUCCUGUCACUCAAGCUGUGCUUCUUGUGUUCUCUGGUGUUCAUUGGCCAGCCAUCUGUGUGGACGUGUAGGCUCCGCCAGGCAGCAUUUGGGAUUAGCUUUGUCCUCUGUCUCUCCUGCCUACUUGUUAAGACCAUAGUUGUCCUCUUGGCCUUCCGUGCUAAUGCACCCGGUUCAAGGGCCCUGAAGCAGUUUGGUCGCUGUCAACAGCGGACGUUGGUCAUCUGCACCACAGCUCCUCAGAUUUGUCUCAGUGCUGCUUGUCUAUUGUGUGCACCUCCCUUCCCGUUCAAGAAUCCAAACUACCAAGCCACAACUGGAAAAAUUGUUGUGGAGUGUAAUGAGCCAUGGCCUCCUGGAUUCUAUCUGGUACUGGGCUACAUUGGUUUACUGGCUUUUGUCUGCCUCAUCCUGGCGUUCCUUGGACGGAAGCUCCCGGAUACCUUCAAUGAGGCAAAACUCAUCACCUUCAGCAUGCUGAUCUUCUGGGCUGUGUGGAUCUCUUUCAUUCCAGCUUAUGUCAGCUCUCCUGGGAAGUUCACUGUGGCUGUGGAAGUAUUUGCUAUAUUAGCCUCAAGUUUUGGACUCUUGCUAUGUAUUUUUGUGCCAAAAUGUUACAUAAUACUGCUGAAGCCUGAAAGAAACAUUAAGAAAGGAAUGACAGGAAAAUAUUUCACAUAAAGUUGUAGGUGGUCCUUUUAAUAGCAAACAAAAGUUUUUUAUCAAGAAAUCAUGCAAAUACAUUUGAAUGUGAACAAAUAUUCCCGGUUUUUGUGUUCUACCUGAUGCCUUACAUACAGUAUUAUAAGGGUAUAUAUAGAAUAUUAGAAAUUUGGUGCUUUGAAGCCUAUUACAUAAGGUGUUGAAUAAUGGAUUCUGGGGCUUUUCUGUUUCCAAUCGAAUGAAACACCUAGUCUAUUCAAUUCACUGAAUUCUGAAUUCACAGAAUGCAUUGUAGGGUUAAGGGGUAACGUGGCACAAAGCCCGUGUGACUAAAAGAGUAGAUGAAGAUAUUGGAAUCCCUGCUCUACUAGCAAAGGCAGACAUCACUGCGAGCUGCCCAAUAAUAAACUGCAAGGUCUGCACGUGUGUAUGUGCACAUUUUAACUUGGUGUGCUAAAACACAUUUUCAGUUCAAUAUUGAAACCUUAUUAGUGGAAAAGGGCCUUCAAAAGCUUUAAAAAACACAAUUAAAUAAAUUUUGCAUCAGAUCAUGCAGUCAAUGUAUUUUGAAUAAACUGUAAAAUUCACUCCAAACAUUUAAUAAACAACUAAAAAUAUUUGCACAAAACACUGUAUGAUAUUAUACAUAAAUACAAAUUGCAAAUGCCUGAAAAGGAAAAAUCCUCAAACUUAAGUUAACAGGUACAACAAGGCAGCAGAUAGGGCCAGUGUUCGGCCCAAAAAACCCACCUGACACUCCUUAGAAUAGUCACCACUACAUAUCUUUAUAUCUUUGAAAUAUACAUUAGGUAAUUAUAUGAUAUGUACUAUACUAUAGAAACAUACAUAAGCAUUUAAUAUGUAUUUGAAAUCUAAAAUCAGCUAACCUAUGGCUUGUUAAUUAUUUCAUUUUACCAUUAGGUGCUGUUUUGUAUUCUUUUUUGGCUUCAAUAAUAUAAUGUAGCAUUUUGGAGCAAACAAGCAAAACAACAGGCCAA
Molecule: messenger RNA, 3749 nt
Organism: Gasterosteus aculeatus aculeatus (three-spined stickleback)
Lineage: Eukaryota; Metazoa; Chordata; Actinopteri; Perciformes; Gasterosteidae
Source: RefSeq, a predicted model, not a curated record